UCGAAGCAUGGUUAGGUUUGAUGGUGGCACGGCGGUCCGUGCUUCGCCAUCACCUGACAUCAUGUGAAUGAAUCAGUACAACAGCAAAACGAAUAGACUUUGGGUCGAAGCGCUCAGCUCUGUCUGGCGCCUUCUGCAGCAGCGGAAUACAGAUAAAGGCAGUGAAACAAAUGAACUGGCAAGCGCUAGACAAAUUAAAGCUUUUAUAAAGUUAGUAGGAACAAUAAAGUGUUGUAAAACAUUAUUUUUUUUAGAGAGCUACUGCACCCUUCAUAGGCAAACUGUCUCCUUUAAAACAAGUAGAAUAAAAUAAAUAUUUUGGAUAAUGAAAAAGAGCAAGUAGACCUCCAACAAUAACACUCUUAAUUUUUGUUUUUUUAUGUUGAAUGAACCCUCUGAUUUGCAGCUCAGGCCGCCAACAGUAAUUGGACAAUUCCACACUCUUUUUUUUGGCUCAAUUCGAAUGUUUUUUCUUGGUGUUUUGGGCUUUGCUGUUUAUGGAAAUGAGGCCUUGCAUUUCAGCUGCGACCCAGACAAGAGAGAGGUUAAUCUUUUUUGUUACAACCAGUUCAGACCUAUAACUCCUCAGGUAUUCUGGGCAUUGCAGCUGGUGAUUGUACUGGUACCUGGAGCCUUUUUUCACCUUUACGCUGCUUGUAAGAGCAUCAAACAGGAAGAUAUUCUCCAAAAGUCAUCCUACACUGGUUUUUAUAUCUUUUCUGUUUUCUUAAGGAUUGUCCUUGAAGUUGUGGCUUUUUGGCUUCAGAUUCAGCUCUUUGGUUUCAAAGUGAACGCAAUCUACAUGUGUGAUGUGGGAGCACUUGAAAAAAAGUUUAACAUUACCCGGUGCAUGGUGCCAGAGCACUUUGAAAAGACAAUCUUUCUUAUUGCGAUGUACACAUUUACCGUGAUUACAGUGAUCUUGUGCGUUGCUGAAAUUUUUGAGAUCUCAUGUAGAAGGCUAGGUUUCUUAAAAAAUCAGUGAUGUCAACCAUUCACACUCAUUUACUGCUCUGUCCACCUGCAGUUUUGUAACAAUUAUUUCAAACCACAGCAAAAAGCAUCUCCUGUCCUCUAUGCAGUGCUGCAGAAGAGAACCAUGCUCAUGAUUACUGAGGCAGAAUAGUCACUUGACAUAAACUGAGGAGUCUAAACACUUGCACACUAUGAAAAUAAUCUUUGUUUCCAUGUCAAGGUCAAAGGCACUCAGAUCUCCAAGAGCAAUGUAUUUUCAUGACCUGCCACCUAUGAUAGUUCUGCCUCUAGAGGAGUGUCUAUGUGUGAGGAGGUUAUUUAUAAACAUACUUCUAUUCACAGCUUUUCUGAACACAUGCCAUAGGAGUUAAUAAGGUCAUUGCCCUUCCAGGAAAAAAUAUUGCAAAUUUCUUACAUGUUCUUAUGGCUUGAGAAUUGAACAAUAAUAGUGGAUACUCUCUGGGUAACAGAAAGCAUUCCAGCAUCUUCCCAAGAAGUGCCACUGAGAUGCAACCUGCCCCCAGGGGCAGAGACUCCUGGUUAGGCUGGGGUGACAACAUAUCCAUAGAUACCAGCUUUGCAGAGGCUCAGCUACUGUCACCUGCUGGCUCAGAUUCUCCUUUUAAAAGUGAAAGAAUAGCAUUUUAAAAUAGGUAUUUUUGUGCUGACCACAGCGCCUCAUUAUGUUUUGGCUUAGCAUGUAGGAGAUUUUUACCAAUUCAAUAUGAUCUCAUUUUGAAGGAAGAAAAGGGCUUUUUAACAAUUUUGCAUAAGCAGCUUAAAAGUGUCAAAAUAAAAUCUUGGAGAAAAGCCUUUCCUAGGCCCAAUCAUGAUUUGAUUUCAAUGCGCUUUGCUUGUGUGUGACUGCAGAAUUGGGCCCACAAAAUUUUCUGCUGCUUGUGUCACAUCUAAAUUUUCCUUGCUCUGACUAAAGCUGCUAGAGUAACAGUGAAAAGAGAACUCUGCAUAUUAAAAUUAUUCUAUGCAGUAAGUGGUUUUGGUUAGAUUAGGUCUCAGACUAUAUAGGCAUCAGAUGUUUUUGUGUGCAACAGCUUAUUCUUAAGGGCUAAUAAACAUUAAAUUUAGAAGUGAUUUCCUUGUGCUGAAGUGAGAUAAAGGAAAUAAAACAGAUUUCAGAAUCAGAAAGGAGGAGGUAGUUUCCUGUAUAAUAUAUAUAUAAAUAAAUAGAAAUAAUAACAAUCAGAUAUUUUCCAUUUGUUUUCCAAACAUAAAAAGUUGAGAUCCUGAUGACAGAAUUCAAAAAUAUUUAGAAAAUUCCAGAAAAAAUUCUUACCAAAUGUUUUACCAUCAAGUGUUAGUGAAUAAGUCCCAAACACAGAUAAAUUAUCAGCCUUGUAAUUCUCACCCACAAAAGUAAACCUCCUAAAUAAAUGGAAUAACAAGU
Molecule: messenger RNA, 2380 nt
Organism: Cyanistes caeruleus (blue tit)
Lineage: Eukaryota; Metazoa; Chordata; Aves; Passeriformes; Paridae
Source: RefSeq, a predicted model, not a curated record